CUGAACCAGGAGGGACCUGCACCCCAAAGAAUCUGUGCACUCUAAGCUGGAAGGGACCUGCACCCCAAAACAUCUGUGUGCCCUAAACCAGGAGGAACCUGCACCCCAAUCCUGCUGUACCCUAAACCAGGAGGGACUUGAACCCCAAAGCAUCCCUGUGCCCUAAACCAGGAGGGAUCUGCACCCUAAACCAUCCGUGUGCCCUGAUCUUGCUGUGCCCUAAACUGGGAGGGACCUGCACCCCAAAGCAUCCCUGCACCCCAAAGCAUCCCUGCACUCUAAGCUGGCAGGGAUCUGCACCCCAAUUCUGCUGUACCCUAAAGCAGGAGGGAUCUGCAGCCCACACCUCCGUGUGCUGGCUCUGGCUCUGUGGGGACACCAUGGAUGACGCUCUGCCCGUGGAAGCGGAGCUGGAGCAGCAGUGGUUGUCCAACAGCUCCCUGAACGAGUCCCUGUCCAACCAGUUUGUGCAGCCCCCGUGGCAGGUGGCCCUGUGGGCCGUGGCCUACGCCCUGAUCGUGGUGGUGGCCGUGGUGGGGAACGUGGUGGUGAUGUGGAUCAUCCUGGCCCACAAGCGCAUGAGGACGGUCACCAACUACUUCCUGGUGAACCUGGCGUUCGCCGAGGCCUCCAUGGCCGCCUUCAACACCGUGGUGAACUUCACCUACGCCAUCCACAACGAGUGGUACUACGGGCCCUUCUACUGCCGCUUCCACAACUUCUUCCCCAUCGCUGCCGUCUUCGCCAGCAUCUACUCCAUGACAGCCAUCGCCCUGGACAGGUACAUGGCCAUCAUCCACCCUCUGCGCCCUCGGCUCUCGGCCUCGGCCACCAAGGUGGUCAUCGGGGUCAUCUGGCUCCUGGCAUUCCUGCUGGCCUUCCCCCAGGGAUAUUAUUCCAUGAUGGCAGAGCUGCCAGGACGACUGGUGUGUCUGGUGGAGUGGCCUGAGCCCGGGACACACGUGUAUGGAAAAACGUACCACUUCUGCAUGACCAUCCUGAUCUACUUCCUGCCCCUCCUGGUCAUAGGCUGUGCCUACACCGUGGUGGGACUCACCCUCUGGGCCAGCGAGAUCCCCGGGGACUCCUCCGACCGCUACCACGAGCAGGUCUCGGCCAAGCGGAAGGUGGUGAAGAUGAUGAUCAUCGUGGUGUGCACCUUCGCGCUCUGCUGGCUGCCCUACCACAUCUACUUCACCCUGCAGUACUUCCACCCCGAGUGGUACUUCCAGAAGUUCAUCCAGCAGGUCUACCUGGCCAUCAUGUGGCUGGCCAUGAGCUCCACCAUGUACAACCCCAUCAUCUACUGCUGCCUCAACGACAGGUUCCGCGUGGGCUUCAAACACGCGUUCCGGUGGUGCCCCCUGGUCAGCGCGGGCGAGUACGAGGGGCUGGAGCUGAAGUCAGCCCGGUACCUGCAGACCCAGAGCAGCGUCUACAAGGCCAGCAGGAUGGAGACCACGGUGUCCCUGGCCGUGGGGAUGGCGGAGGAGGAGCUGGAGGAGCCCUCCAAGGCCAAGCGUCUCUCCAUAGACGUGACCUCCAACGGCUCCUCCCGCAGCGACUCCAAAACCGUCUCCGAGAGCCUCAGCUUCUACUCCAACACCCUCACCUGAGGAGCUCCCCGGCUCCAUCGGCCGCUCCUGAGGUGCCACCACCCCCCUGCCCUCGCUGGGACGCUCCAGGGCUCCCCCCAUGGCCCUGGUUUGUGAUGUGCUGGUGUUUCCUGUGGUGUUUUGUCAUCUCCCAUCGCCGUCCCCGGGCGAGCCCAGGAGGGAAAGCUUUGGAUGAGUUCCAUGUGUUCCAUCAUGGCCUGUGUGGAGAAGGUGCAGGAAUGGGACA
Messenger RNA from Neopelma chrysocephalum (saffron-crested tyrant-manakin), 1842 nucleotides. RefSeq names its product tachykinin receptor 1 (gene TACR1). Lineage: Eukaryota; Metazoa; Chordata; Aves; Passeriformes; Pipridae. Gene Ontology annotation, biological process: positive regulation of flagellated sperm motility; G protein-coupled receptor signaling pathway. The transcript is spliced from 5 exons. The record is from RefSeq and is a predicted model, not a curated record. The coding region runs from base 381 to 1616 and encodes 411 amino acids. Gene Ontology annotation, molecular function: substance P receptor activity. Gene Ontology annotation, cellular component: plasma membrane; sperm midpiece.